AUGGCGUCGACACGGCACGUAUCGCGGUGGCAACUGUGCCGCCCGCCCCAUGUGUCUGGAAGCUCCGAAACUUUGCCAGUUUCUUCCUCGAACAGCACUGAAGUGGCUGCAACAGCGUCACCCUCUACACCUCCCGUGUCGCUGCGCUAUCUCAAUGAGUUCGUUGGCAAACUGCAUUGCGCUCCUGCCCUACUGCAACACGGCUUGUUCCCAGACGCAAAGGAGGUGACAGAGAGCAUGGCGCUGUUCAAUGCUGUGCGACGAUACAUUGAGCCCAAGAGCGAAGAAGAAAGUCUCAAGAUCAAUGGAAAACACGAUGGAAUUGUUGUCGUAGGAGACGGCAAUACUCCACGCACGGCUGCGAUGUUUGCGUUCCGGAUGCGAGGAUGGAAGUGUUAUAGUGUGGACCCAGCAAUGGAGAAGGGUACAAGCGAGCGUUCAAAGGGCUGGGCGGACGUGUCGAAUUUAGUGACUGUGCGCAACAAGAUUGAGAAUAUUCGAAUUACCUUGAGACGAGCGAUUGUGGUACUCGUACACGCCCAUGUGACGCUGGAUCAGGCGCUGAGUGCCGUCCAGGCCGAGCAGGUGUGUGGUGUGGUCACACUACCGUGCUGCAACUGGUACGGCCAGCAAGAAAUGCUCUUCGGACGUGGACCAGAUCUCGUCUACGACGACUUCAGUGUGCUAUCUGAUCAUCGAGAGAUCCGUUUGUGGGUUGGCGAUAACUCUAGAAAUGUGGAUGUCUCUCAUGCUGAUUUCUCGCUAACGUCGAGUGUAAUGAAGGGCUGUGUACGCAAGGACAUCAAACGUGAUGGAGUGCUCGAUUUUAUUAGCGAUACAUUACAAGAACUCGAUCGCGAUAUCUCUUCUAUGAAUCCAGAAGAGAUCACGGCGGAGGAGCAGACUUUUGGCAGCAGUUUGCCGUCCGCCGUUGCGUCUCAUCUUGACGUGGAUACUCAUGUACUCGCGCUUGAUUGGCAUCCCCGUCGCUUGGCGGUGCGUCUGCUACUUCGAGAUGGAUACAAACACGUCUACACGUUGUCGAUAGCUGACAAUUUAUCGUUCAGUAUGAACGAUAAACAAGGCACCAAGACGCUGAAACUGCAGCUCCACAAGUGCAUAAUCGACAAGAUCACGGUGAAAUUCGAGAACGAUGGGCACCUGACUCCUUCGCUAGCUUGCGUUUUAGAUGCAGGCUUCAUCUUCCGAGGGUUCCGUGGUCGUGCGAAGAAGAAGCCGUCUUUUUUCCGCCUUGUAUCGUCGCUUGUGUGUCUCACAUCGCGUAAACAAUGGCGUAAGAAGGAGUUCUUAGCACACGAAGAUCUGGAGCUCGAUGUGCAGUCUCUCAUCGCGUCCAAGGAGCAGUCUCCUGGUACACCAGUAUACGUAUACUGCUGCUACAAGCUCCAAAAGCUGGCCGUUGUACAGCCGACUGUUGUUAAUACUAAAGACAGCAACAACAUCGGUCGAAAUGCUGCCCUGGAGACCUGGUUAGAGCUCGAGAAGAAACUUAAAGAGCGACAAUCGAAGCUUGGAAACAGCCUCGUGGCUAUCGACAGUCCGGAGGCCAGAGUGAAAGCUGCACAAGAGCAAGAACAGGCUUCGAGGAAAGUGUACGUGCAAGUUACGGGUGAAAUCACACGUGUUCGUCGCUUUAGCAAGGGUAUGGCCUUCCUCUCGCUCGAGUUGACGGGCACUGGCUACGACAGACCGCUGCAGGUUUUCUUACAGCGAGAGACGAUGAAUUGGUCCUUAGAAACGUUUCUAAAGGUAGUGAGUCUACUUCGCAAAGGAGACGAGCUGAUUGGAGUUGGAUUCAUGGCUCGCAAUGCCCGUGGACACUCCAUGCUGCAAGUUGAAGCGCUGUCGUUAGCGCGUUCUGGAGAAUACGAAGCUUACAAUUAA
Messenger RNA from Phytophthora infestans T30-4, 1905 nucleotides. RefSeq lists its product as uncharacterized. NCBI's taxonomy places the organism in Eukaryota, Oomycota, Peronosporomycetes, Peronosporales, Peronosporaceae. The transcript is spliced from 8 exons. The record is from RefSeq and is a predicted model, not a curated record. Bases 1 to 1905 code for a protein of 634 amino acids.